Molecule: messenger RNA, 1554 nt
Organism: Perkinsus marinus ATCC 50983
Lineage: Eukaryota; Perkinsozoa; Perkinsida; Perkinsidae
Exons: 7
Coding region: 1-1554 (517 amino acids)
Source: RefSeq, a predicted model, not a curated record
AUGCAGGCUCCUGCCGCGUUUGCUCAGGUCUCCGUUGUCGCCACCGUUCACUAUGUGUCAUUUGGCUAUGUUGAACUGCUGGUGACGAUUGCGAUGGCCUUGUGUGCUUUUCAAGCACUCGUCGUGAUGCCUGCUCGAGAUGAUGGAAUUAACAAUGCAAGCCUUACGCUGAUGGCACAGAUGCCAGCUGCGGCUACGAACAACAAUGUUGAACGAGUACGCAAAGUGCCGGCAACCAACUCAUCAAAGAUAUGCAACUCAUCAAAGAUAUGCAAGGCCGAAGGAUGCUUACGGCGGGUGGCUCGACAUUGUAUCUCACAAUUUCGUUUCAACUUCCGACAUCCGGCGUGUUCCACUUCCGCCCGUCAUGGGAGCAUGUUUUGUAUUGCACACGGCGGUGGUCGGAGAUGUCGACAACCCGGCUGCACUAAAAGUGCAGUGGGCUCCACCAAGUUCUGCAAGGCCCACGGUGGAGGCAGACGAUGCUGCUUUCCAGGGUGUUUCUGUGCUGCACGCCCCGGACAACCGCAGAUGUGUAUGAAGCACGGAGGCGGCAAGCGAUGCGCUCUUGGAACAUGUCGGCGGAGUACCGUAAGUCGCAGUAAUUUCUGCGGCGAACAUCGACUCAUCGAUGGUGAUUCGGACGAGAAGAAUAAGCCCGGUCAGACAGGGCAAGCCGAAGAUGUACGGAAGAAAGGCAAUAUCAUCGGCACGGACAAAAGCUCCCAGGAUUUGCCGCGAGCGAGUACGAAGCCUAGAUUCACUGCGACCGAAUUGACUGUGCCGCCUCUGAAUACUUCUCUGGAGGAUUUUCGUAAUGCCGAAGACCUCAGACCUCCUUUGCUAUUCACGAUCGACGAGUCAGACAUGAUGUCAUGCGAUACAUCCGAUGAUGAGGAUGCAUGCGAUAAGGUUCUUCGACAUAUGUCACAAAUGACCAGUUUCACGAGCAACAAUCUGGCGUACAGCAACUCCGGGCGCGUUUCUCUCGGCAUAACGUGUAUUAUGCCUGGUUGCGAGAGGCGCAUCCGUAGCGGUUCGUACUUCUGCAUCAACCACGGUGGAGGUCUGAGAUGUAUGCUUCCCGGGUGCACGAGCUCCGCUCGCGACGGCUCCAUUCAUUGCAUCAAGCAUGGAGGUGGUCGUCGUUGUGUCGCUGCCAACUGCAGCAAGGGUGCAGUUGGUAAGACAGAUUUCUGCAAGAGCCACGGAGGCGGGCGUCGCUGUUUACACCCCAAUUGUGCGGCUCCAGCUAGAUCCGGAGGAGAGGUACAAAUGUGUCAGAGGCACGGAGGUGGGAAGAGAUGCAAGGAGAUGGGAUGUGAGAGGGUGGUGGCUGCGCGAAGUGACCACUGCAAGCAACAUCGGGAGCUUGCUCUACGGUCUGCCGAUUCGCACGGGAGUUGCGAGCCUGGUCUCGUCGAUGAAAGAUGGGCAGAAACUACGUGGUCGGCUCUCAACGCUCCAAGUCGUGAAGAACCUGAAGAAUCGGUGCAGGACGACGAUACGCUUCCCGAGCUCCCUGUCAGGAAGCCCAGCCCCAGAGGGGCUUGA